Messenger RNA from Cryptomeria japonica (Japanese cedar), 2849 nucleotides. RefSeq lists its product as uncharacterized. Bases 163 to 2145 code for a protein of 660 amino acids. The transcript has 18 exons. Gene Ontology annotation, molecular function: translation release factor activity; GTPase activity; GTP binding. Gene Ontology annotation, biological process: translation. NCBI's taxonomy places the organism in Eukaryota, Viridiplantae, Streptophyta, Pinopsida, Cupressales, Cupressaceae. Gene Ontology annotation, cellular component: translation release factor complex. The record is from RefSeq and is a predicted model, not a curated record.
AGAAUAAUUACCCUACAUAGAAAUGCACCUUGCAUUUAUUUCACCGCAAUUCUAUUUCAUUUCAGAGCAAUUUUAUAUAUUGUAAAGCUUGUUGUCAAGCUUUAGGCUGUGCGCAGUAAACCCCAUAGGAUCAGAUUCGACAUUUUCAGAGCGAGGAGAAAAAUGGCUGAGCCAGACUCGUGGGAAGACAUGGACGCCCAAACUUCGAAUCCGCCGGCUUCCUCUCGACUGAAUGCGAACGCCCCCUCAUUUUCAUUCAAUGUAAAUGCCCCGGCCUUUGCCCCUGUUCAAAACCCUUACUAUAGUACUCCGCCCCCACAGGCAGCUCCCGCCGCCUUUUUUCCAGUGAAUCGCCCACAAUUUGUAAACCCAGCGAAUCCUGCAAUAAACGCUGGAAAUCCUUCUGUAGGGUUUAAUCCCCAAUCUUAUGGCCGUGACCCCCCUUAUACAGCCUCCGGUUCGCAGUCGACAGCUUUUUAUUCAUCGCCAGCUGGCAGUCAAUCUGCCGCUGGCAAUAUUGUUGCACAUGAGGCACCUGUAAUUGAAACCUUAGAAAGUGUGGGAGAGAAGGAUGCGAACAAUAGGCAGGGCGAGGAAUUGAAGAGUGACAAUACACAGAUGGAGGUUGAGGAUCGAUUCGUUAAAGCCGAGGCAAAAGCUGUCUCAGCCGCCAAUGGGCAGACUAAUGAUUACGAGGAUCAGGUGGCAUCUGAGUUGCAAUCCUUGAAAUUAAAGGAGGAAGUGAAACAAGAACCUACUCAAGAAAUGAGCAUCAACAAAGGAGAUCUGGAUCUAGAAAAUGUUGAGGAUUUUGAAGAAUCAGAAGAGUUAGAAAAUAAGCAGCACCUAAAUGUUGUUUUCAUUGGUCAUGUUGAUGCGGGCAAAUCAACUAUUGGUGGGCAGAUAUUGUUCUUGAGUAAUAUGGUGGAUGAAAGAACAAUCCAAAAAUAUGAAAAGGAAGCAAAGGAAAAGCAUCGAGAAAGUUGGUAUAUGGCAUAUAUUAUGGAUACAAAUGAGGAAGAGCGUGCAAAGGGGAAGACAGUGGAGGUUGGUAGAGCUCAUUUUGAAACUGAAAAGUCAAGGUUCACUAUUCUUGAUGCCCCGGGUCACAAAAACUAUGUACCAAACAUGAUCAGUGGUGCAUCACAAGCAGAUGUGGGAGUUCUGGUAAUUUCUGCUCGGAAGGGUGAGUUUGAAACUGGAUUUGAAAGAGGUGGGCAGACAAGGGAGCAUGCUAUGUUGGCAAAAACAUUGGGAGUUUCCAAAUUGUUGGUGGUUGUUAAUAAGAUGGAUGAACCUUCUGUACAGUGGUCUAAGGAGAGGUUUGAUGAGAUAGAAAAGAAGACAAUUCCUUUCUUCAAGGGUUGUGGUUACAAUGUAAAGAAAGAUGUGCAGUUCCUUCCGGUUUCUGGCCUUUAUGGUAUUAAUAUGAGAGAGAGGGUACCCAAGAGUAUGUGCCCUUGGUGGGAUGGACCUUGCCUUUUUGAAGCUUUGGAUGCUGUUGAAUUGCCUCCUAGAGAUCCCAAGGGUCCGUUCAGGUUGCCAAUAAUGGAUAAGUUCAAGGACAUGGGAACUGUAGUAAUGGGGAAAGUGGAGUCAGGCAGUAUAAGAGUAGGAGACAGUUUGAUUGUGAUGCCAAAUAAGGCUCAAGUGAAAGUUGUGGCUGUGUACCGAGAUAGUGGUGAAAUAAGGCUUGCAAGGCCUGGAGAAAAUAUCCGGGUAAAAUUAGCUGGUGUUGAAGAGGAGGAUAUCUCUACAGGCUUUGUCUUGUCUUCAAUUUCAAGACCCAUCCCUUCUGUUGUCGAGUUUGAUGCUCAAUUACAGAUACUAGAACUACUGGACCAUAAGGCAAUAUUCACUCCUGGAUAUAAAGCUGUAUUGCAUAUACACUCCAUCGUGGAGGAAUGUGAGAUUAUGGAAUUGUUACAUCAAAUUGAUCAAAAAACUAAAAAACCGAUCAAGAAGAAGGUCCUUUUUGUUAAAAGUGGUUCGGUUGUGGUGUGCCGUGUUCAGGUCAAUGAUUCAAUUUGUGUUGAAAAGUUUUCUGAUGUUCCACAACUUGGAAGGUUUACACUCCGUGAUGAAGGUAGAACAGUUGCAAUCGGGAAAAUAGUGAAUCUACCAAAAGUUGCAACUCAGGAAUAACGGGGUAUCAUUUGAUGAGAUGACAUCCCUCGAUAAUGAUUGUCUGUGGAAUCAUGCACCAUGAGGGAUAUGCCUAGAUGGCACUCUGCACAGAUGUCUCAGUUAAUUUGCAAGUCACUAUGACAUUCAGGUUAAAGGCCAAUAUAAUGACGGUUAUUCUACAUGGUCUGAACAGCAGAAAGGAACAGUGCAUAAUGGGGGGAUUGAUAAAGCUUGCAUUGGGUCACGUAUUAAUGAUUAGAAACCUAGAUUGCUUGCCUUUUUUUAAUUUGUAAUCAUUGUUGCAAGCAUCAGCUAUGGGAUGCCCUGGGGCUUAGAGAGAAAAAUACAUCUUUUAUAGAUAUGAUCAAGAACACAAAGACCAUCCAUAAUGUGCCAUUAUUUGCGGUUUAUGGCAUCUUCCUUGUUUCUGUCGUCUAUUUGCUCUAGAGGGGCAGUUAUUUGUUUGAGAUUAUCUUUUAUACUCGAAAAGACUUUUUUGAGUGGUUUGGUCAAAUAUAAUUAUUGCAGUAGGGUAAAUUGUUUCUUCUAUUUGUCUAUGAAGUGAGAAAAGCCAAAAUGAUUGGCAUUUUUUUGGUGGUUUGAAAGUGUUUUUGAUCUAGCUACUGUAAGCUUGCAUGUAAACAUGAUUCACAUUUUCAAAUCUUCCGAACAUAUUUGUAAUAAAUUCUCAUUGGUUAUAUAUUGGAAGGUUGUUCACAAGA